ACCCGGUACAGGUAUCACGGUGAUAGUGGGACGCUGGACGUCCAGGGACCGUUGGGUGUAUAUAAACACAGGAGUAAACCGUUAAAUAUUCAGUUGGAAACUUUCAAGAUGAAGUGCUACAUCAGUUGUAUUUCAUUGUUGUUCGUUUGGUUACCGUUUGCUGUCGGGUUUGAACAGGAAGUGGUCCCAAAAUGUGGACCGGAAGUGGAGAUUUGUGAGUUUGAAUGGACGGUGGAAUACUUGGAGACAAUGGUUGUCUACGGGGAGGGCGGGACCGGAAACCCGGUAGUGAGUCGAAAUGGAUCUCUUUUCAAACGAACUGGAUGUGACGACUACGAGCCACUGACAGAAGCAGAAAUGAAAAAUACUAUCAUGGCUGACGGUAGUUACAAGGUCGUGUAUGCCAUAAAUGGUCAAGUGCCCGGACCGUCCGUUGUGGUAUACGAAGAUCAACAGGUGGUUGUGAAGAUCCAGAACAAUCUUAUGUACGAGGGAAUCACGAUACACUGGCACGGCAUGGUACAGUGGCUGACACCCUGGAUGGAUGGGGUGGGGACCGUGUCCCACUGUCCAAUCAACCCAGGGGAGAGCUUCACGUACAGGUGGAUGGCUGACCCCCAUGGGACUCAUUGGUAUCACUCUCACUUGGGAGUGGAGCGUACUGACGGCCUAGCCGGGGCCCUAAUAGUCCUGCCAAGGCCUGAACCAGAGACAGAGGAGAAGGUCGACGAGUACACAUUUGAAAAGGACUACAUCGUGUUUCUGCACGACUGGUUUCCGUUCCAUUCCAUUGAAAUCAACAGAGAGUUGGCCUGGGGUCUCACGAGGUAUGCCUACGGCUUAAAUGAAUCCCAAUGCUAUGACACGACGUCCAGUACAGAUGGAGGCGGUGUGGGGUUCACACCUUUCGAAUCAGGACUCAUCAAUGGGAAAGGCCACACCUUCCACAAUUCAUUCAAUGCAUCUAAUGCCGACCUCGAUGCGCUACCGCUGGAAUGGUUCGAGGUCAAGAGGAACUCUUACUAUCGUCUCCGGUUGAUCAACGCCGGGAUGUUGUUUGCCUUCCGGUUCUCUAUCGAUCAGCACGACGUACAAAUUAUCGCUGUCGACGGAAAUGACGUAGUAACCAUGGCGGCGGAGUCGAUCAUUGUCAAUGCUGGCGAGCGUGUCGACAUCGUUCUCUACGCAGGUGCACACCAAGAAAAUUUCUGGAUUCGAGGAGAAACGCUAGAGGCUACUGCUAACGGAGAGGAAGUAGUCCCAGGAAAGGCAGUUGCAGUGCUCCAUUACUCUGGUGCUAACAAAGACCUACCGACCACCGAGAGAGAUGUCUGUACCGAGGAGGAUCCGUGUAGGGUCAUCAACUGUCCGUUUGGAGAAUUUCCUCAGAGCUAUCAUCGUGUGUGUAUGCCAAUAUCUGACCUGAAGUCUACUAAGGAGCAGAUGGAGGUACAUCCAGUGCCCCCGGCGGAACCUUCAGAAGAAUUCGACGAAGUAUUCGUCAAUUUCCAUUUUUCUUCCGGCGCAGAUGUUCCAUUUACACCGUCUGUCAAUGGGCAUAACUACAUUCCCUUCUCCGCCCCACCUCAGAUCUACCCAAUAGGGAACGAUACGCAUGCGCCCUGUGAUACCCAGGACUGUGGUGACAACUGUCACUGUUCUUACAAGAUAAAGUUAGAACUAGGAAAAACUAUACAGCUGGUCUUCUUAAACCAAGACGAUGCGGUAUUUGGAAUGGCACAUCCCGUUCAUAUGCACGGCCAUCACUUUCACGUUUUGAAAACAGUGUAUCCAACAUAUGACCCCCAGACAGGACGUAUCGAUGCAGACAAUACGGACAUUCAGUGCAACACUCAGAGUUGUAAUAAUCCGCACUGGAGAAACAGGUCCUGGGAACAGGGUAACGUUCCAGGACUGAACCUCGACAACCCGCCUAUGAAGGACACGAUAAUUAUUCCCAGGAAAGGGUACGUGGUGACGCGUAUCCGGUCUGAUAACCCAGGAUUCUGGUUCAUGCAUUGUCACAUUGAGAUGCACCAGGUCGCUGGCAUGGCCGUCCUUUUCCAGGAAGGAGACAUCUCCGACAUGACUCCCACUCCAGAAGGAUUCCCCACGUGUGGAGAUUUCGAAUUCUCUGAGGAAGAGUUCAAAAGGUUAACUUCUGGAAAGAAAAAGCAAGAGCACAGACACAAGUAUAAGCGAGACGAGGAAAAUCAUCAUCAUCAUCAUCAUCAUCACUAUUCGUGGUUUCAUCAUGCCCAAUGGAAGAAAUAUAUCCAUCACAGGAUAGGCUACGUCAUCACUAUCUGCAUACUUCUUGCUAUAAAUAUUGCUACUGUCAUCGGUUUCUGUGUAGUCAAAAGGAAAUUGACUCAACAAAAGAAGUCACUGCUUCACAAGCGAGAAGAAAUAAACAAAGCACUGGUGUUCGAGUCUAAUGAUCCACUGAACAAAAGUAAAGGUUCCAGUAUAUCUAAACAAAAUCUACUGUCAUGAACAUUUUGGGAUAUAAAAGCGUUUGUUUAUCAAACAUGAAGCUAUAAAUAUCACGAGUAUCUUGUUGAUGUUUUAGAACUAUACAUAAUCAGCUGAAAAAAAUGUUUUAAAUGAUCUUGAACAGUGCAUUGUUCGCCUCCGCAGUAUAACGUUGACAAAUUUAGACCAUUAUAAGAUAAGGUUCUCUGACCACUUUUGAACGUGAUUUGUAUGAUGGUCAACUAAAGUGUAAAAUGUUAUUUAGAAAAAUAAGGACAACCAUUUUCUUGUCACAAACGGUUUCAUUUCCCGAUUUAAAGAUUCAUCGAAAAGUACAAUUUGACUACAGACUCUUAGAAAACUACAAACUACAAAAAGUACAGUAUAAUCUCUUCAGCCAUAUAUGGCUUAAAGUGUUUGUUUUUCAAUUUUCCUGUAUAAACAUGAUGAAAUGUAGAAUCAGUUUAAUAAUAAAAAUGAAAUAAUCAUACGAAUGAAUCAUUGUUAUC
Molecule: messenger RNA, 2984 nt
Organism: Mizuhopecten yessoensis (Yesso scallop)
Lineage: Eukaryota; Metazoa; Mollusca; Bivalvia; Pectinida; Pectinidae
Product: laccase-2-like
Exons: 15
Coding region: 109-2496 (795 amino acids)
Biological process (GO): iron ion transport
Cellular component (GO): plasma membrane
Molecular function (GO): oxidoreductase activity; copper ion binding
Source: RefSeq, a predicted model, not a curated record